UUGUUACACUCUCUUCCUCCGAUUAUCCUCAGAGGCCACAGGGGCUCCAGCAGUGGGCCCUCUGCGUAGCAAUCAGCAUUGUCCUUGCAGCACAUUUCGUUUCUUACCUCAUUCUUUCUUCUCCCUCUACGAAACAUCCUUAGUCGCAGUCACCACCAGUAUUCUCUUCUCCGACAUCACUCUUCACGCGCGGUUCAUCUCUCUGCUCAUCCACUCCACACAAGCUCAUUCAUCCUGACGGAAUCCCUCUAUUAUAUUCAUUGAGGCAUUACACGAGGCUCUCGACCAUGCCAAGCGUGUGAAGCACCCGGAUUCCCCUCCCCCUCCAGCACUGAUCACGGCAUCACCAUGGCGAAGAAGAAGGUGAGACAGACAUCGGGUGAGGAGGCCUCGCUGGACAAUGGCAAAGCAAAUCAAGCGUCUGCGCCCGCGAUGACGGCGCAAGCGUCUCCGGCAUCGUCAAGUUCAGCUCCUAAGCAGAGAUCUAGAACAUCGCAAGCGGCGUCGUCGACAGGGAUCCCACCUUCGCUCGUCAUCUGUCGCAAUAAGUAUGUACACUGGCGUCACAUCUCUGCCUAUCACGGCCCGUGGCUGCAGAUGCCCUACGAGAUCCUGGAGAUGCUGGCCAACAUCAACUACAACACGCCGCUACCGCGGCCCCUCGACGCCGCCUCCUUCUUUGACAUCGUCAAGGUGCGGCGGCUCGUCGACGAGGCCACCAACCUCGCCGUGAGGGCUGCUAGUGACAUCGCCUCACCGACGCUGACCAACGUCAAUGGCGGCUUUCCCAGCAUAUCGUCCGCCAUGGGCCCUCAUGGGAUGGGCGCGCCGGGCCAUGGCGGGAAGCUGAGCAGGGAGCGCAAAUUUCGCAUGCGAGAGCAAGCAAGCCAGAAGCUGGGACGAGCGUAUCGCUUAGACGAAAUCGCCUGCAGCGUCGCGACGAUGCAGGGCGCGUCGCCGCUGGAAGACGUGGGCAGCCUGGUGCUGCAGCGCAGUCCCAAGGAUCCCGACGCCAAGUAUGUGCACUUUUUCCACGAAAAGAUACCAUCGCGAAAGAUGGCAGAGUGUACGAGCCUGCAGCCUCUGACGGACAUCAUCGAGGACCGCCCGGCAGAGCCAGAGGUGUUGCGGACCCGCGCAACCGUCAAGAUAUUCAAGGAGGAUUAUGACGGUGCCGUUUUCGAUCUCACACACGCGCUUUCCAUUUCUCAGUUCCUUCGCAGGUCGCACGGCUCCGGCCAGGAAGAUGCACAGGUUGGAGACGCUCAACGCACAACCCGGAGACGGGCUCACGACAUCAUCCUGGCGGAAAAGGAUCAGCCGAGCAGCCUUGAGGCUCAGCUCUACUUUCAGAGAGCGUCGGUGUAUCUGACCAUGGCUUCUGAGCGCAUCCUGGAUAGUAUCCCGACGCCCUCAUUCAGCCAGUCGAACGGGCAGCCAGCAGCUAAUGAAGCAGACGAUGGAGACGCAGCCGCAGAGGCGAAUGGCAAAAGCUCGCCUGACCCAGACAAGGAGAGCGCGCGAGACCAGGCCGAGGCACGGAAACUGGUCAAGACGUAUGCCAAGCGUGCCAUCAAGGACUACUUGUCCUUCUUGGCCAACUACCACUAUUCGCCCAAUCUCCCCCUCAAGGUCGCCAAGGAGUUCAACGACCGUGUCAAUAUGGUUGCACACGGCGUACGCAGUUCCAGGGCCAUUGAUUCGAGCAGCUGGACCAACUCGCACACCGUUUACCCCCUGUCCGAUCUAUUCCGCUCUGUCCCUCCCACGGAUCUCCCGCCGUAUCCCUCUCAGGAUGUGUUGAUCAAGCUGGAACCGGAGCCGGACGAGACUACGUGCGAGUGGGUGACGUAUCAUCCGCUCCUCACCGACGCCUUGCACUCUCUGCUCCUGGCUCACUGCCUCGCCCAGACGUCCACCAAAGAGAUCCAGCGGCACGCGUACAUGGUUGCUCGCGUUGUCAGGCUUUCCGACGGGUAUCCCAUAUUUCAAGUGAAUAAAUCCCCUGCCCGAGCCGAUUGGGCCGAAGUCAUCCAUCGUACCGACAACUGGGUCGGUCUGAGCUCCUCGUGGGACACCUUGUGCACGCCCGCACCACUACCGCUAUAUGAUGACGAGUCGUGCAGCCAUCACCCGUGUGUCCACACCUACAACUAUCACGUGGAAAAACCCGCUGUGUCUGCCAGCGUGGCCGCCUCUGCCGCCGCAGCCCUCCUCGCCGGCACCUCGUCUGAUGCCGCGGCCGAGGAAGAACGGCGCCGAAAGGAGCUGAUUCGCGAACAGGCCAUACUGGAUGCCCUGGAUGACGAGCGGGUGACUGACGAGGCAUCAUUCCGCGCGGCCAUCAAGGCCCAUGAGAAGCGGGCUCAGCGGGACGAUGCCAUGUACUCUGACAAGCCCUCAAACGGUGCCAGCGCCACACCCAAACCAGGUCCAGGAACGAGCACGAGCACGGCCGGGCCAGACGCCCUGAAUGGAAUUUUGAACAACAACAAGGCAAAACACCCGCGCCCGCCUACGGGGGACGCCGAGGCUGAGCCCUUGUCGCGUCGAUGGUCCGCCGACGAUGGGAAAGACUAUCCGCUCAUGACAGAGCGCGCCAACGCAAUUGCGCGCUGGGUGCAAGAGGCUCCUGUUGUCACGGGCAUGGUGAAACGCAAGAAGCGGACCAAGAAGCCAGUGGGCGAUGCCAAUGGUGUUCCCGCCAAGGUCGACGCGGCUGGAGAGGCCCUGGAGAAGCUGGAGAUUUAA
Trichoderma reesei QM6a is the source of this 2751-nucleotide messenger RNA. RefSeq lists its product as uncharacterized. The record is from RefSeq and is a predicted model, not a curated record. Lineage: Eukaryota; Fungi; Ascomycota; Sordariomycetes; Hypocreales; Hypocreaceae. Bases 349 to 2751 code for a protein of 800 amino acids. The transcript has 2 exons.